Labrus bergylta (ballan wrasse) is the source of this 1188-nucleotide messenger RNA. Lineage: Eukaryota; Metazoa; Chordata; Actinopteri; Labriformes; Labridae. The record is from RefSeq and is a predicted model, not a curated record.
AUGACGCACGACGCACGCCAAAAAACAACUACCGGUCGUGCGUCAUCUCCGGGCGACAACCGAGUCCAGCUUCGCGCCAACCAGUUGAAGGAUUUCUCUACUUUCCUGACAUCAAACCCGACUGUAAACAACCAGAAAAGCGACUUUAAUAUGGACAUCAGGCGGUUCUUUCCACCGUCUGCGGCGAAGUCUGCGGCGAAGUCUGCAGCGAAGUCUGCGGCGAAGUCUGCGGCGCACAAACCAAAUGCAAACAUCCAAACAGAAGAGGGGAAGAAGAACCUGUCCUCUCCUGAUGAAGACGUGAAGAAGAAGAAGAAGAAGGAGACAACCAAGGUCAAAAGCUCCAAACAAGAGGAGAAACGCAAAGACAGCGAGAAGAAGAGAAAGAAGCACGCCGUCAUAGAAUCAGACUCGGACUCAGACCCGCCAGUGAGGAAGUCGAGCAAAUCCCCCAAGGAGAAAAAGUUGUCAACCAAGACAGAGCCCCCUCCCAAAAAGGAUCCUGUGCAGUAUGUCUCUGAAUCAGACUCGGACAGCGACAACUUUCAGUCGUUGAAGAAGGUCUCGAAAGCCAAGCAGAAUGGCUCAUCUAAACAAACAAAGUCAGACAGUUCCAGUCCAGGAUCCAAACCGGGGCUGAAGUCUCCUGUCAGGUCUUCCUCCACUCGGGGGAAAACUGCUGUGAAGUCUGCUGCUGUGCCCGUCACCCCCAAGUCAGCCCCGCCUCCUCCACCCAAACGCACCCCCACCUCAGUCCUCGACUUCUUCGGCAGUGGAACUGUUCAGCGCUCGGAUAAGAAGCUUGUGGCCAGUACCAAACGGAAGGCUCCCAUUAAGGACUUUGAAGAUCUGCUGACUGAUGAGCAAAUCGCCAGAGAGCUGCAGAUGGACGAGGACAUGGAGCUGGAAAAGCAGGUCCAUGAGGACGAGGAGUUUGCCAGAACGCUGGCCAUGCUGGACGAGGAGCCUCAAGCUAAGAAGGCUCGCAAAGCCUCUGAAACAGCAACUACUCCCAGCCCGUCAAAGGCCAAACUAAAGGGAAGUGUGUGUGAGGAUGUGGUCAGUCCGACUCCAGAGAAGAAGCCCUCGCCUGCCAAAGCCAGCUCCAAACUGGCCAUGAUGAAGAAAAAGGCUGAAGAGAGAGGGGAAGCGUCAAAGGGCAAAACACUAAUUUCACCUCGAAAAUAA